AUAUUUUUUUCCAAAAUGAAAUUCAUAAACAAUAAUAAAAUUGUAGCAAAAACAAGCUACAUAUCAAUAUUAUUAAUAUUAUUAUCAAUAUCAAAUAGUCAUGCAUAUUUUUUAACCACUGAUUCAAUUGAACAAAUUGAACAAAAAUAUGAAACAAUUGAUGAUCAUAAUAAUAAUCAACAACAAGAAACAAUGCAAGCAUUAAGUAAUGAUCAAUCAACACAACAAAUUGAUCAAGAUAAUUUACAACAACAACAACAACAACAAAUAAAUAAUUUACAACAUCAACAACAACAACAACAAUUAAUGAUGAAUAAUCUGCAUCAACAACAACAACAUUCAACAUUAACUAUGAAUGAACAAAAUCGUUUAAAUGAAAUUUAUAAUCGUUUAGCAAAUCAAGCACAAUUAAUACCAAAAAAUUAUAACGAUGGCGGUAACAGUGUUAAUGGUAAUGAUGAACAACAAGCAUCAGCAUCAAAUUAUGAUGAACAACAACAACAACAACAACAAACUGCUGCAUCAUCACAAGCUGGUUAUGGAAUGUAUCAACAAAAUUCUGAAGGUGUAUCAAAAAUAACACAAAUUCCACAAGGUUCAAUGUUUGCUUUCCCGGAUAAAAAUGGAAAAUUAGAAUUCGAAUCAAUGUAUGCUAAACAACCAUAUUCAAUUGUAUUUCGUACACAAUCAAUGCCGGUUAAAAUUAAACAACAACAUCAAACAUUACCGGCACCAGAAGUUGAAUUUGUCCGUUCACAAGAAGAAGCACAUCGUAUUAAACAUGAAGUAAUACGGCCGGUUAUACAAGAAGUUCAUGAAAUUAUACAACCAUAUCGUCGUGUUGUACAAGAAGUACGUCCGGUUAUUGAAAAUGUUCAUACUAUUGUUGCUAAAGGUGAACCAAGACAAGGUGGUGGUGGUGGCGGAGGUGGUAAUGGUGGUGGAGGCGGUAUGGGAAAAACAAGAGGUGGUGGCGGAGGUUAUCCAGAUAAUAUGAGCGGAAGUUAUAGUGAACAACGUGUUAGAUUUAUGGCUAUACCAUCGGAUGAAAUGCCACCGCAAUCACCGCAACCACAACCGCAACAAAGAUUACGUCAUCAACGAUCAUCACCAUAUCCAACUGACUAUCAUCAUAAUAAUCAUCAACAUUAUUCGAAAAAUUAUCGUGGUCAACAAUCAUACAUCAGUGAAUUACGGCCACAACGUUAUAUUCAACGACGAUAUUGGGAUCGAUAUUAAAUCAAUUGAAAAUGAAGAAAAA
Dermatophagoides pteronyssinus (European house dust mite) is the source of this 1261-nucleotide messenger RNA. RefSeq lists its product as uncharacterized. The record is from RefSeq and is a predicted model, not a curated record. NCBI's taxonomy places the organism in Eukaryota, Metazoa, Arthropoda, Arachnida, Sarcoptiformes, Pyroglyphidae.